This is a messenger RNA of Psylliodes chrysocephalus, 1986 nucleotides long. Lineage: Eukaryota; Metazoa; Arthropoda; Insecta; Coleoptera; Chrysomelidae. The record is from the annotation of a GenBank genome assembly.
CUAAAACUAACAUAACCUGUAAAAUAUUUUCUAAUAAAUAUCGUUUUAACUAACUAAAAUUGGUAUAUUUUCGAAUAGUAUAUUUAAAGAUCGAGAAAUGCGUUUUGUUCCUUCAUAAAACGGCAUUCUAAACAGUGUAUUAUUUAAAAAAAAAUGUCUGUUUUAAAACGUGUACAGCAAUGGGCAACUUUUGCUCGAAUUUGGCACUUAUACGACGCAGCAUGGCAAAAUCCUUUCUACUCGGCAGAGUUACUAAAGAAAUACCUCAUGGGUGCACACAAACCUAUCUAUCACCCAAUGAAUGAUUGUGGUGAUCAUGUAAUAGUAAUAAAUAGUUCAGAUAUUGCUUUACCAGGAGAUGAAUGGAAGAAAAGGGUGUAUUUUCAUCAUACUGGCUACCCAGGUGGCGCCUCUUGGACCCUGGCUUGGGAAUUACACAAAAAAGAUCCCACAUUGGUUUUAAAAAAGGCAGUGUAUAAUAGCAUGGAUGGCAAUUUGCAAAGGAGGUACACAAUGGAAAGGCUUCAUAUCUUCCCGGACGCCAAUGUACCAUCAAAUCUCUUAAGCAACAUUUCGAAUCAAAUUAAACAGCUAAGGCCUAAGCCCAAGAGGCUGGACGAGUAUACCGAGAAGGAAAUUCAGGAAUUCCCGAAACUUAUAGAUUUACCCAAAAAUCAUAUUUUAAGAUAAAAUAAAUAAAAGUAGAAUUUAGAGGAUAGUUUGUGAAUAAAAUUAAGAAACUGAAUUGUUUUUGAUUUUUAUUGAAGAUACAUAAUUUAUUAAAUCACUGGAACAUGUAGGUAAACAAGUCUGUAUAUCUCCUUUAUAUGUCUAAAUUAUGUUCUAAGGUAUAUCUGAUUCAAUAAUUAUUAUUAUAUUAUUUAUAAUUCACAAUUGGGCUGCCAGAUGGACACGCUCCACAUUGUAUUUUCCCUUAAAUCAAUACUAACAAACUAUUUGAGAAUCUAUGGAUUAAAAAAAUGAAACUUGCUUAUUUGAUGUAUAGUCACUGAGAAAAAAAAUCACUUCUAAAUUUGGUGAAAGAAUUGUUAAGAGAAGAAAACAAAUUUUAAUGGUUGUAGGGAGAAUGCAACAGACUACAUUCCGAAAUUUCUCUGGCUCUCAAUACUUAUUUUCAGAAAAUCACAGAUUACAUUUUUUUGCAAAAUAAAUAUAGUUUUGAUAACCCUAAUCUUAUUCUUACAUGUACAAUUUAAACUGAAGAUGUAAUUUGGAUGGAAGAAAUAAAAAAUGCUUCAAUAAACUAUGUAUGUUUAAUUUUGAUAACACAACGACUGAACAAUAAUUUCUUCUACCAUUUUUUAGAUACAUCAUUAUAAUCACCGUCCGGACUUUGGUAAUUUUCUAUAGGCGGCGUUUCGACAGGGCCUUCGAUUUUAUAAGGCAUCAUCAUUAAAUCAGGCUAUAAAAUAAAAAAUAUAUAUAUUUAGCUUAUUUUCAAUAAAUUAAUGUACCUGUAUGGCUUCUUGGUAAAGUUGUUCCGAUUCUUUUCUGAGUUCAUCCAAAGCCUUUUGUUGGGCAAAUUGUAUUCUAUCUAACAUCUGCAUGUCAACCAAAUGCUGUUCUCUUUUGUAUCGACACCAUUUUUUCUCUAAUAAUGCUCUAUUUUCUAAAAUUUCUUCUGAUAUACCUGGUAAGUUACGUUGACGAUUUCUAGAAUAAAAACAAAUUAAUUUUGAUACUUAAAAAAACAAGUAGGUGCUUACUUUAAAGUAUCUAGAAUCUCGAAAGGUAUUUCACAUUCAGAUAUCGGCUUUAAUUUACGGGCAUUUUUCUCAAGUUUUCUGAUAGCUUUUUCAAUUUUUUUCUUUUUUUUUUCCUCUCUAGCUUUAAUGAUAGCUGGGUCCAUUUUUUUCUUCUUUUUCAAAGGCUCCGCCCUAAAACACGUCCUUUUUAAUGAAUCAUUUAUAAAACUGUUUAACUUACAAUAGGACCGGAGUACUUCUGAACAGCAUGGGGGCGUUU